Hyaloscypha bicolor E is the source of this 1470-nucleotide messenger RNA. RefSeq lists its product as uncharacterized. Bases 366 to 1394 code for a protein of 342 amino acids. The transcript has 2 exons. Gene Ontology annotation, cellular component: U2-type post-spliceosomal complex; U4/U6 x U5 tri-snRNP complex; U5 snRNP. Lineage: Eukaryota; Fungi; Ascomycota; Leotiomycetes; Helotiales; Hyaloscyphaceae. Gene Ontology annotation, biological process: generation of catalytic spliceosome for second transesterification step; RNA splicing. The record is from RefSeq and is a predicted model, not a curated record.
GAGCAUUGUGAUGGGUGAGGAAUAGUUGUAAAGCUCUGGCCCAAAUCUCGAGGUGGGAUGGCGAGGCGGGAAAUGCAGUCUUCCCUGUCCGGUGGCCCGCGAACAUUCACAAAAAUACGCCUCUACCCAAAAUACGCCGACGCAUUUGUCGCAUAGGAAAUAGCAAAGCUGCCUUUGCGGAUCUUUCCUUUCGAGCCGUCGAAUCCGAGCUACAAGAAGUUCCCGAAUUCCUCCCCAAACGCUGGCUUCACUCCCCACCACCGACCACGAACAUCGAUAGACCAAGUCUCCCGAAGCUGGCAUUAAACGCCAUAAGGUCGCACCAUCUGUCGUAGCCUCUACUGUCCACAGAUACAACCGCAGUCAUGGAUUUCGCCUCUCUCAUGUCGAAAGAGAUCUCCAAGACUAAACCGGCAGCCAAGGCUGAAGAAGUCUCCAAGAAGUAUAUGAAGCGCUCCGAGGUGGAAGCAGAGCGGCGCGAGAAAUACCUAGCAGAGCAACGAGCAAUCGAAGCCGAAAGGGAAGCAAAAUUAGCACGAAAACGAAAACGAGAAGAAGACGAAGCGGAGGCAAAUCUGGCAAGGGAAGAAAAGCGGAGGAAGCUUGCCGAGGAGUCGAGAAGACGGAGGGAGGAACAGGAGGCUGAAGAGGAGAGGGCUAGGAGGAAGAGGUUGGGUUUGCCGGAGCUGGUUAAGGAGACUAGUGAGGAGGUCGAGGCAGAUGAUAUUAAAGAUGAAGAGCUGUUUGAGAAGUUGAGGGCGAUGGGACACCCGGCGAAACUGUUUGGAGAGAGUCACAAGCAGAGGUUGAGGAGGUUUAGGAAGCUUGGUAUUGUGAUCACUACGGGACCUAUUCCUACAUCUUUGGAGCCGGUGGAAGAAAAGGAUAUGAAGGUGGAGAAGGUCCCCGAUGACGCUGAAGGCAAGAAGUUUCUGUUCAGGCAGUUGGCUUCUUACUUUACGAUGAUCUUGACGGAGUGGGAGUCUGCUUUGGAGAAGGAGAAAAGGGAUACUUUUGCAAGCAAAGCGGCAUAUAACGCUAUGGUGCAGAGCAAGGAGAACAUGACACCACUCUUCCGAAAGUUUGAGAAAGGUGAUGUGGAUGAAGGAGUUUUGGAACCUAUUGUCGAGAUCGUCAAAGCGGCUCAAGAACGACGAUAUGUGGAUGCCAACGAUGGAUAUCUACGUCUUAGUAUUGGCAAAGCAGCCUGGCCAAUUGGAGUCACUAUGGUUGGUAUUCACGAGCGUAGUGCUCGAGAAAAGUUACAUGAAAGUGACAAAGGCCAUGUCAUGGGAGAUGAGGUCACGCGGAAGUUCUUGCAAAGUAUCAAGAGAUGCUUGAGCUUUGCACAGGUUAGAUGGCCACCUGAGGAUAUCAGACAGCUGAUGGGUUGAAGCAUGAAUUUCUGAUGAAAUGCCUCGUUAAGCACAGUCAUUCCUCGCCCCAUGAACGGAAUUUUUACAUGUGAAC